AUGACAUUUCCGUCAAGCGUCUUAAUAACAGGAGCUGGACGAGGCAUUGGCCUUGGUCUAGUGAAAGAGUUCUUGAAAAACGAUCAAGUGAAACACGUUUUUGCGGCAGUGAGAUGUCCGACGAAAGCUGAUGAGUUGACAAAACUGAACGAUGAUCGACUUCAUGUCAUUAAAAUGGAUGUUCUCUAUGAUGAGUCGAUUUUAGAGGCUUUUCAAAAAGUUGAAGAAAUUUGCGGCGAGCAUGGCCUCAAUCUGCUCGUCAACAACGCGGGAAUUUGGGUCGAGUACGAACUCUCCGACGGUCCGAAGAGGGAUAUGUUGAGGAAAAUUUUGGAUACAAAUGCCGCCUCGCCUUUAAUCGUUUCACAGGUAUUUUUGCCACUUCUUCGUCGCGCUGCCUCGAAAAGUCCUGAGACUGAAUGGGGAAUACAAAAAGCUUCCAUAGUAAACAUCAGCUCUGGAAUGGGCUCAAUCAGCGAGAAUAUGACUGGCAGCGGGUGCUCGAAAUCAAUCGCCUAUCGAAUGAGCAAGGAAAUCAACCAAAUGACUCGAACGCUGGCUAUCGAUUUGGAGCCCGAUGGGAUCAUGGUGGUGUCCUGGUGCCCGGGAUGGGUGAAAACCGAUAUGGGAGGACUAGAGGCUGAGAUUACGGUUGAUGAAUCGGCCAUCGAUUUCAUGCAAACUCUUUCGCAUUUUGGAAAAGAGAACACUGGUGGAUAUGUGAGGAGACACGGGGACUCAAUUGAUUAU
Messenger RNA from Mesorhabditis belari, 750 nucleotides. NCBI's taxonomy places the organism in Eukaryota, Metazoa, Nematoda, Chromadorea, Rhabditida, Rhabditidae. The record is from the annotation of a GenBank genome assembly.